CAGGUUCUGAGACUACGAGGAUUUUGAGGAAAACAGGUCAAGUCCAGCGCACCGUAAGCUUCCACCGGCCCGUUGGAUGAUGGAACCCACACACCACUUGCCGCUGAAACCUCCAAGGGCGCAGCCUGACUUGGGUACGCGCCACGUUUCCAGGCGUGAAUAACAUCCGCGCACGCGCGCGCAGCGAGACUACAUCUCCCAGAAAGCUCUACUCCUUGCAUGGGGACAGCCUUCGUAGCGGCGGACUACAUUACCCAGUGACACCUUGCGAGAGGUGUUGCCGGUCUACUACUAUACAACUAUUGGUCCAGGGCCUGCCGGAAGCUGUGCGGUGAUUGGCUACGGAGCCCGUCAGUUACUGCCGAGUUCAAUUAGGGUUGCUGUGAGACCGCUUGAGGAGGUAGGAAGAGAAGCGCGCGGAUCCUGGCCGCGCCCUUCGUGCCGGAUCAACAUCAAGGCUUACUGGUACCAGAAGGAAAUCCAACAAGCGGAAAAACUUUUCACUUCCAUCCUGAAACUGAUGGACGUUGGAUGGGCCAGAGGCAGGGAUGGUUGGCUAUGACCCCCAAGCUGAUGGCAGGAAUAUCUCCAGUUCUGAGGUGGCGGUGGCUGGGUCUGUGUCCGGACUUGUCACUCGGGUGAUGAUCAGCCCCUUGGAUGUCAUCAAGAUCCGUUUCCAGCUUCAGAUUGAGCGCCUGUCUCGCAGUGACCCCGGUGCAAAAUACCAUGGGAUCCUCCAGGCUGCGAGACAGAUUUUGCUGGAGGAAGGCCCGACGGCAUUCUGGAAGGGACACGUCCCAGCCCAGCUCCUCUCUAUAGGCUACGGAGCUGUCCAAUUUCUGUCAUUUGAAUUGCUCACCGAGCUGGUGCACAGAGCCAGCAGGUACGACGCCCGCGACUUUUCAGUGCACUUCGUGUGCGGCGGCCUGUCUGCCAGCGCGGCCACCCUCGCCGUGCAUCCCGUGGACGUCCUGCGCACCCGCUUUGCGGCUCAGGGUGAGCCCAAGGUGUAUAAAACCCUUCGAGACGCCGUGGUGACCAUGUACAGGACCGAAGGCCCCCUGGUCUUCUACAAAGGCUUGAACCCCACCUUGAUUGCCAUCUUCCCCUACGCCGGCUUCCAGUUCUCCUUUUAUAGCGCCUUGAAGCACGUGCACGAGUGGCUCAUGCCCGCCAAGGGAAAGAAAAACGAGAACCUCAAAAACCUGCUCUGUGGCAGUGGAGCAGGAGUCAUCAGCAAGACCCUCACGUACCCCCUGGACCUCUUCAAGAAACGGCUGCAGGUCGGAGGGUUUGAGCAGGCCCGAGCCACCUUUGGCCAGGUCCGCAGCUACAGGGGCCUCCUGGAUUGCGCCCAGCAGGUGCUACGAGAGGAAGGCCCAAGGGGCUUCUUCAAGGGCCUGUCCCCCAGCCUACUGAAGGCUGCUCUCUCCACCGGCUUCGUGUUCUUCUGGUAUGAGCUCUUCUGUAACCUCUUCCACUACAUGAAGAAGGUGGACAGCUAGCCCCGAGGGCAGGAAGGGCGGCCUCCUGAAGGAAAGAAGGCUCAUCUACGAUCUCAUGUUGCACUGUGAGCUGCUGCCCACUCCAUCCCUGCCCGCUGGCAUGGCUGUCACCAGAAGGGCAAGGAGAGCACAUAGGACUUGGUCUGUGGGGACACAGCCACGCUGGUCUGAGGAGUUUGUGGUGGUUUCUCUGUAGCCCACGCUCACAGGAAAGGCAGCAGCUGCUACCCUGUGUUCUUAGCCCCUUCUGCCCGAGAACUGUCCCUGCUCUGGGUGGGGCCGCGGCUGGGUCAUGAGGGCUGGGAUUGGGCCCUUGGCAGGGGCCUGGUCCUCACACCAUAGGCUCUUACUCCCGCCAGUUAAUUUAAAACACAUUGAAGCCAAAAGCACAUUUCCUUAAUCUCACUCCCAUCUUGCCUUCCACCUCGCACACCUCCUCCCAGGAGGGGACUGUUGUUUUCCUCAGAUUCCAUUUUUCUAAGUAGUUGCAUCCCUCACAUAGCUCUGCUUCUAGUUCUGGGGGAAGAAUUGGUCACUUUAUAACCUCGCCCCCACCCCAUCCCCAGAUCUUCAUGUCUCAACUCCCACUCAGGCUGUUCUCUCCCCUGGAUGACAGAGCACAGCUGAG
Hyaena hyaena (striped hyena) is the source of this 2133-nucleotide messenger RNA. RefSeq names its product solute carrier family 25 member 19 (gene SLC25A19). Gene Ontology annotation, biological process: thiamine pyrophosphate transmembrane transport. The record is from RefSeq and is a predicted model, not a curated record. Gene Ontology annotation, molecular function: thiamine transmembrane transporter activity. The transcript has 8 exons. Gene Ontology annotation, cellular component: mitochondrial inner membrane. Bases 549 to 1505 code for a protein of 318 amino acids. Lineage: Eukaryota; Metazoa; Chordata; Mammalia; Carnivora; Hyaenidae.